Molecule: messenger RNA, 356 nt
Organism: Paramecium pentaurelia
Lineage: Eukaryota; Ciliophora; Oligohymenophorea; Peniculida; Parameciidae
Source: the annotation of a GenBank genome assembly
AUGAAAUAGGUGAUUAGUAUCUUGUUGAUAAUUGUCAUAUCAAAUGCAAUAUCAUAAACAUUAUACGAAUAGUGCUAUUCAACUUGGGGCAAGGAUUAAUUAGGCACAAGGAAAAAUACAAUUUUUUCGGCUGGAUAUUUGAAAUUUUCAGUUGCUAUGAUGUUACACACUUAUGGGGUUCAACCAAUGGAGCAAAAAUUCUUAGAAAAUUGUAUACUUGAUUAAAGAAUAAAGGUGGAUAUGCUUCUGGAGAUUAAUUUGUCUGGACUUCAAUUGAUAAGCUUGGAUUCAAUUAUUAAGGAAAGUUCACAACUGCAUAAUCUAAAAGUAAUCAUUAAUUUAAAUAAAAAUAGUGA